GGAGACCGGUUCGACUUGGCCGUUCGGACCCCAUAUGCGGUGACUUCUGGGAAAUGGUCUUCAGUUCCGGUUCUGCUAUUCCUAGACGAUUGAGUUGUAUUACGUUCUCCUUGGAAAUCCAAGAUAUCCUGGGUGAUCCUCACUUCAAGUGAUUCAAGCCAGCAACAAAGCAAUGGCUGGAGUUGGUUAUCGUGUUGAUGGCCGGAACAUCUUCUCGGAAGUAGAAGAGGCCAAUGCAAAGGGGGUGCUGUGGGUGUCCGGAAGAGAUUUAAUAGUGGAUCUGGGGACAAUGCGGCCAUUGGAUCAUGGUCGUGUCCAGGCUGCGGUGGAGGGACAGGUUAAGCUUGCUCGCAGAAGGGGUAAGAAUACCUUUGUGGCAGCAGUUAGGAAUUUCGGUCACUUGAUCCUCAGCGAUGAGUUUAUCGCGAGGGUUUUGAGUGUGCCGAAGAAGCAGAGGACCCCUGGAGGGUCAAUCUCUGAUAAGUCGAGGCGGGUGAUGGUGGUGCCCGGGACAGCAGGAGUGCCGACUCGGGUACCAUGCAUGGAAGAGUUUCCGCCCUUGUCGGUCAAGGCAGAGGUCAAAGUGGAAGGAACCUCGGUCGGAGAGGCCAUACUCAUCUCGGAUUCAGAGGGGGAAGUGGAAGGUCCGGCCGAAGUUCCUCCGGAGUCUCGGUACCAGGAGGGUGCUGAUACUGUUCGGCUCUCCUCAGGGGCUGAGGACUCCAGUAGAAUGAUGGGCAGGGAGGAAGGCAAUGGGGUGAGCGUGAUGUUGGAGUCGGCUCCGACCGGAAAAGACACAGGACUCGAUCUCUCUGAGAUGGAGGUGGAUAUUCCGGUUGGAGAGGGUCCCGGUUCGUCUUCAGUUGUGGAGGAAACUGGGGGUCAGAUAUUGGAGUGGAGGGGUGCUCCAGCUUGGGCCGGUUCUGACUUUAGAGCAGGCCCAAGUGAGGAGAUAGGUCAAGAUGGAGGGAGGUCGAGGGCGAGAGAGAGGGAAAAGGUUUCUGGGGGAUCGGAGGUCAGAGACCGAUCUAGGUCCCAGUUGACGGAAGAGUCUCCGGUGGAAGGGAGGAGGAAGGAAACUGGCAAGGAAUGUCCCAUUUGCUACAAGCGGGUCAUAUUUCGACGCAAGCAUGUAGAGGACUGUCAUUUUCCAACUGUCUUCCGAGGUCGGACAUGGGACAAGCCGCAUUUGGAUGGUGUUAGACUCUCGGGGGUCAUGUGCAUUAUCAAGAACCUGGGUUUCAGGUCUAUUGAUGAGGCCAUGAUUUAUCUCCAUCGGUUACCACUAGCCAUUCCGGCCGAUUCCUGUCUGUACGAGCGGGACAGAGAGAGGAUGGAGAGAAUAUGUCGGAGGUUCCUCUGGCAUGUUCCGGACGAGUUCCAUGUCCCACGGGUGAACUCGCGCGCUCUCCUGUUCCAUUGGAGAGUGUUAGCCGCCAUGCUGUGUCUUGGGGAUGAGAGCCUUCGGGCUAACUUCUUUGACCAAAGAUUCAAAUGGCGGGGAGGGGAUCCCGUGAAAGACUUGGAGCAGGUUCUUGGUAGGGCGGUAGUGACCCAAGUGUCUGGGACGUGUCCGCCAGAGUCGAGUGUUGAGUCUGGGAGGGUCAGGGAGGAGGUGAGAGAGGCGGAGGUAGUCCCAGAGUCUGGGAGGGUCCAGUUGGAGGUGAGAGAGGUGGCCGUUGCCCCAGAAUCUGGGAGGGUCCAGUUGGAGGUGAGAGGAGUGGCCGUAGUCCCAGAGUCUGGGAGGAUCCAGUUGGAGUGUGAUAUGGAGGUGUUGGGGAGGUUUAUUCACUGGAGGUUAAUAGGGCAUGCUGAGGGGCCUGUCCCGGAAGUGCCAGUGCAGGUGAGUGGUGGAGUUGCCGUUUUCUGCGAUCCUGCCACUUACCCAGAGGUAUACCCUUGUGCACCUGGUUUCGGGUCGGCCGUUGGGCUGCAUCCGAAAAAACCUCAUGCCAGUGUUGAAGGAGCAGUGAGAUUGGUAGAGGAGGAGUUGAGAAAGGAGGGGGUGGUGGCUCUGGGGGAAAUAGGUCUAGACUGGACCACACCUGAACAGGAAUGGCCCUUGCAGGAGCGCAUGUUUGUGGGGCUGCUGGAGCUGGCUUGUCCUAGACGGCCAGUAAUUUUGCAUCUCCGGGGGCAGGACAGAUACUCAAGUGAGGUUAGUGCCCUCGCCCUUCGGUUGAUGCGAGAAAACACCAGUCCCACACAGCGGGUGCAUCUGCACUGUUUUGGUGGUAAUCUGGAUCAGGUGCUUGGGUGGUCGACGGCUUUCCCUCGGUGCUACUUCAGCAUCGCUGGAUCAGUUGCCCAGUUCGACGAGAUACAGCGGGCAGCUGUGCGAAGGAUCCCUCUGAAUCGUCUGUUAGUAGAGACUGAUUCGCCAUACCUGCGGGUACAGCGACAGUGGCAUAACACUCCAGCUUAUGUUGGAGAAGUUGCCCGGAAAGUUGCACAGAUCCGACAGACGACCCUUGAUGAAAUUCUCCAGGCCUCGCUGGAGAAUGGAAGGUUGCUCUAUAACCUGUAA
Molecule: messenger RNA, 2527 nt
Organism: Dreissena polymorpha
Lineage: Eukaryota; Metazoa; Mollusca; Bivalvia; Myida; Dreissenidae
Exons: 3
Coding region: 173-2527 (784 amino acids)
Molecular function (GO): hydrolase activity, acting on ester bonds
Source: RefSeq, a predicted model, not a curated record